Messenger RNA from Boeremia exigua, 1562 nucleotides. RefSeq lists its product as uncharacterized. The coding region runs from base 488 to 1426 and encodes 312 amino acids. The record is from RefSeq and is a predicted model, not a curated record. The transcript has a single exon. Lineage: Eukaryota; Fungi; Ascomycota; Dothideomycetes; Pleosporales; Didymellaceae.
GAUGGUUAGUUGGGAUAACAAAACGCCGCCAUUGGUGAUGGCUGCGGCAUACCUCGAGUCGACAAAUAUUUCACCGCGCUAUGGGCGAAAUCGCCCUGGUGAUGGGUAAGGGAAACAAUCCGUCUGACACGACCAGGAACGAUCCGCUGCUUGGCCGGUGAGGCGGUAUAGUCAGGCCAUCCCACUCCUCGGCAUCCCAAUUUAUUUCUCACGGCACCGAUACAUUGCAAGAUUCUUCCCUCAGCACCGCGACAUCCUCGCUCUUCCUCUCUCACCUUCCCCUUCUCUCUUCUCCUCCCCCCUCCUUCCUCUCAUCUCUUCUCUCUCCCCUCUCCCCUCUCCCUCUUCGUAUCCUCACACCCUCCCCUCCACACCAACCCACCACCUCCAAUCCCACCACCUUCAGUCCCACCACCUCCAUUCCCACCACCUCCCAGCAACGCCGCUCCCUUGCCAAGAAACAGAAAGCAUCUCACCCCACCACCGCAUGCACCAGAACCCGCGCUCGCGGGUCUGCGCGGUGCGGCGGGGGAGUGUGCGAUGGCAGCAUGCGGCAUCGAAACAAGCGACGGAGACGUAUGUGGCGAAAACUCCACACCAGAAAGCAAACAGCGCAGCCACCCAGGCCCCCAUUACGCAGACAGCGGGAGCCCGCGGCGCGGAGCAGGACAUCCAGCGGACGCAGAACAGAGUGUGUGUACGCUACAACACUACAGGUGUGGGGUGGGGUGGCUGGAUACACGACGACACUCCAGGUCCCGGUGCGCACACGACGCGUUCUCCCUCGAGCGGACCAGGGAAACGAAGACGCCGAGUCUCGGUCGCAGGGUCUCGUAGACGAAUGUCGUGGAGCCGGGAGCGCGGGGGCGGCUCGGUUCAUACCCUGACGGCCAAGGUCUCGCACCAAAGGCCCAGAGAGGCAGAACCCCAUCAUCAGCGAAAGCUCCCGGGUUUGGUGGCAGAGUCUCAGAGGCAGACCUCGGGGGUUCUUAGAGUUAGAAGUAAGCCAGCGUCUCAGAAGCACGGUAGUCUCAAAAACCAAGUCUCCCGCGGCCCUCACGGGCAGAAGCUCGGAAGCACACCUCGGGCACGGAUGCAAGACCACGGAAGCAAGACCACGGGAGCAAGACCACUAAUGCAGAGUCUCACGAGCAGAGUCUCAGCAGCAGAGCCACAGAACAGAGACCACGCGGGCAAUAAAACCAGCACGGCAAUACUGCAGAGCGAACGCCGUGCAAGGAGAGGCGAGGAAGGAGGGCUCGAGGGGUGGUGUCGUGGGGGUGGAGGCGUAGGAGUGCUCGCGUCCGCAUGGGAGGUGCUUUGCAGUACUUCGUAUCAUCUCGUAGUACUCGCUGGAUCGCUGGGUCGCUGGGUCGCUGGGUUCCAUGAGCCAUUGGACGACGGGCGAGGCGGGGGGCGAGGGUAGGCGGUGCGGUGGUGGCAGUGGUCGCGGCGGUGGUGAGCACGAGGACGGGUGGAUGGAGAUGGACACAGGCCCGCAGAUACAAGGCUGAGAAGACGGGGAUUGCGGCGUGGAGAGCGGGCAGUGUGUAGCAGUCAGC